CCGGGGCCGGGCCGCGCCGCGCCGCACCACCACCACCUCCUCCGGGGCGGGGGCGGCCGGAGCCCGCCUCCGAGGAAGUGAUGGAGGCCGAGGGAGGAGAAGGAAGAGCCGCCGCUGGUUGCCUUUACUUGGUAGAUACGUUAGCAGAAGAUCCAGAGGUUCUGCAAGGAGAUGCUGAAACAUACUAUGAAAAACUCUUGAUGAAAUCAUCGUCUGCUCCUGAUGUUUUUUCGAUCCCUGGAGGAGAAGAGGUUAAACUUGAAGAUUCCUGUGUGUGUUUUGUCCCUCUCUACCGAAAUAAUUCUACUUGCAAAAUGUUGCUGUUAACUGAUCCAAAGGAUAAAGAGACAGUUUUGGCAGUUUAUUUGAACCAGUGUUGGUGGCCUGUGGAAGAUGUAGUAAAGACGGCUGAUCCUUCUAGAGAUGGGCUAAUUUUGGUCCAGACGUUUGGAGAAAGGAUUGUCCUCUUUGUUCUGAACUACAUUAUUUUUGGAAUGCUGGAAGGGAGUUCAGCUAAUGAUGCAUUCUUUCUACCUCACUCUGCCACUGAGUGUGCCAAGAUACUCUGGAGAAAUGGCGAGGCUGUUGGCUUUUACUCGGUCAAGAUGAAAGGGAGCCUAUGUGAUGGUACAACUAGUCAAUGUUACUUGCUGCCUGUUUUGGAUACUAUAUUCGUCCGAAGAAAGUACCGAAGAGGUGGCCUAGGGAUGAAAAUGCUGUGUGAUUUCUGUCAGUCUUUCAUGGCUGAGGAUGCCUUGGGGAUCAGCUGCCCUAUUUCUGCUGCAAUGUAUCAAGUUUGCCAGAAAUUCUUGCAGACUUAUCCGGAGGAGCAGAAGCGACUGUGGGAGGUGGAAGCACCAGGAGAUUGGAGCCAGCGAGUGAAUAUCUGGUUAAAAAUUCAGAUGGAGUCAUCCCUUGCAGGAAGGCAUUGAAUACAUUCCUGGUGUUGGGAAAGUGGCAGGAGACACCACAGGAAAAAAAAAAGAUGACGCAGCAGCAGGAGCAGGGACUCUAAACUCCCAGGGUCCUGAACAAGAGGACUUAGAACAAGGUUCAGGCCAUACCCAGCAAUGCAAAGGAUUCAGAAAAAAAGCAGGCCCUGGGGGCUUAGUUGGAGACAAGGCCACCAAACAAUUCAGAA
Phalacrocorax carbo (great cormorant) is the source of this 1141-nucleotide messenger RNA. NCBI's taxonomy places the organism in Eukaryota, Metazoa, Chordata, Aves, Suliformes, Phalacrocoracidae. The record is from RefSeq and is a predicted model, not a curated record.